Blastocystis hominis is the source of this 542-nucleotide messenger RNA. RefSeq lists its product as hypothetical. Gene Ontology annotation, molecular function: nucleic acid binding. The record is from RefSeq and is a predicted model, not a curated record. The coding region runs from base 105 to 491 and encodes 128 amino acids. Lineage: Eukaryota; Bigyra; Opalinata; Blastocystidae. The transcript is spliced from 3 exons.
AGAAACCUACUGCGGCGGAGAGUGACGCUGCGGAGCGAAGAGCGAAGAAAUAUCGAAUUGAUAUUGAAAAAGUGAAGGCAGGCCAGGACACACGUCGCACCGUUAUGUUGAAGAACAUUCCGAACAGUUUUACUCAGGAAUUUUUGAUCCACAUUCUUGAGAGUAUUAUUCCGGCGAGCUACGUAUUUGUCUACAUGCCUGUCGAUUUUGACACCAACUGCAACCUCGGCUUUGGCUAUGUGUCCGUUUCGGACCUCGCAAGCCUCGUGAAGCUUUAUGAAUGCAUGCAUAUGAAGAAAUGGCCGCAGACCUCCAGCAAGAAAACGUGCGAAGUGGUGUAUGCGCGCAUUCAGGGCAAUCGGGACAUGAGACGCAUUUGCAAGGACUGGACGGUGAUGCAGCUACCUGAAAAGUAUCAUCCCGUCUUCUUUAAGCGCGAAAAUGUCGUGAUCAAUGGGAAUUCCCAGGUGGUUUUGAAGAGACUGAAGUGAUCUUACCGGACCCCAACCGUAUUAUAGGAAGCAACGUUCCUUGUUUUGGGA